Molecule: messenger RNA, 507 nt
Organism: Arabidopsis thaliana (thale cress)
Lineage: Eukaryota; Viridiplantae; Streptophyta; Magnoliopsida; Brassicales; Brassicaceae
Product: flavin containing monooxygenase FMO GS-OX-like protein
Exons: 1
Coding region: 1-507 (168 amino acids)
Molecular function (GO): flavin adenine dinucleotide binding; NADP binding; N,N-dimethylaniline monooxygenase activity
Source: RefSeq, marked reviewed
AUGGCGCCUUCCUUAUCACCAAUCAGAUCACACCACGUGGCAGUUAUCGGCGCCGGAGCCGCCGGAUUAGUAGCGGCGCGAGAGCUUCGACGGGAAGGUCACUCGGUGGUCGUCUUCGAGAGACAAAAACAAGUCGGAGGAACCUGGAUAUACACCGAUCAUAUCGAACCCGAUCCAUUAAGCGUUGACCCGACCCGAUCCGUUGUUCAUUCGAGCGUUUAUGGCUCUCUCCGAACUAAUCUCCCCCGUGAGUGUAUGGGAUACAGGGACUUCCCGUUCGUGGUUCGUUCCGGUGUAUCGGAAUCUAGAGAUCCGAGGAGGUUUCCGAGUCAUGGUGAAGUUUUGGCGUAUUUACAAGAUUUCGCUAAGGAGUUUGCGAUCGAGGAGAUGAUUCGGUUUGAUACGGCGGUUGUGAAGGUUGCUCCGGCGGCGGAAGAAGGAAGCGGGAAAUGGAGAAUUGAAUCUACGGAGAAAGAGAAGAAAAAAUGGGCACACCGGGCAGUGUAG